Molecule: messenger RNA, 1106 nt
Organism: Cokeromyces recurvatus
Lineage: Eukaryota; Fungi; Mucoromycota; Mucoromycetes; Mucorales; Mucoraceae
Exons: 8
Coding region: 279-875 (198 amino acids)
Source: RefSeq, a predicted model, not a curated record
CAACUUUGCAAGGGCUGGCGUUCUUCUCCUAGCUUCUUUGGCUUUAUCGCAAUCAUGAUGGUCCUUAAAUGUGUUCAACACUGACUCGUAUUUGCUUGAUACAGUUGCCACAUCGUUUUCUAAAUCGACAAUCAAAUACUUUGAGAAGAUUAUUUUUACCAGCUCAAGCAUAUUCCAAUCUGCAAUGCUAUUUGCAUCUAGGAAUGUACGAAUGUUUUCUUCUACCUUUGCACUAAUUUCAGAAAGUAAACUCAAGUUGGCGAUAACCUUUUUUUAAAAUGGGAAUAUGCAAUACUUUUUUUUUUAUCAAUAUGAACUUCAAAAAUUAUGACGUCACACAUGACAAACCAAGCGAUAAUGGGAAGAGAACCAUUCUAUUUAUUGAUGUCUUUGAUAUUCACUUCAUAGUCAGAGAAAAUACUACAGUAAUAUCAAUGGAUGAAAAAAAAGAUCAGGCCAAACAUCGGAAGAUGUGCUUAAAGUGGAGAAGAGUCGCUUGUUCUAUGUGGAUGUUAAUCAUUUAUCUUGAAGUAAAUGACAUAGCUAUUGAUGCUUAUCAUUAUAAGGUCCCUCUUCUUGAAGUAAAUGACAUAACUAUUGAUACUUACUCUCAAUCAAAGCUUUCCAUUUUUUACAGAAGGGCUCGAAUAUUUUUAGUAAUCAAUCAAAACAAAAUGCUUCAGAUACUAUACAUUCAUAUAUUCUCCAUAUUCAUAUUCAUACACUUUGCGAAAAAUUUUUGGGAGUGUCGAAUUCAUCCUCUGCAAUUUUUUGAUGUAAUUGUUAUUGCUGCUUUUCCAAUACGGUCAGCUAUUAGUGGUGUCUUGCGAACUUCUUUGCUUGAUCUUUGUCCAAUACUCUUCAAUAGGAUUUAGUAACAUAACAAAUGACUUGAGUUGGUCCCAUGAGGUGGGUCUCUCUUAGCACCAGCUAUCUUUUGUUUUUUUUUUCUGCCACUAGUUUUUGGAAUUUGCUGAGAAAGUGCAGUCAAUUCAUAUACAGACAUACAACCCAGAAUAUUCAAGUUAAUACUUUUGGGUUGAACUUCCACUUCUGCGGGUGUUCUCCUCUUCGACCAGGCUACAGAGUGCACCCUAUUCUUUUUG